Brettanomyces bruxellensis is the source of this 1371-nucleotide messenger RNA. RefSeq lists its product as uncharacterized. The transcript has a single exon. Lineage: Eukaryota; Fungi; Ascomycota; Pichiomycetes; Pichiales; Pichiaceae. Gene Ontology annotation, cellular component: tRNA-intron endonuclease complex. The record is from RefSeq and is a predicted model, not a curated record. Gene Ontology annotation, biological process: tRNA-type intron splice site recognition and cleavage. Bases 1 to 1371 code for a protein of 456 amino acids.
AUGGAGCUUGAUCCCGAGACUGAAGGAUUACUAGACUUGACCAAUAAAGGUAAUGGUCCAAGGAGCAAAGAAAAUGGGAGUGAAGACGAUGAUGACAUACAAGAUUGGUCUAUUGUCGCAUCAGUCUCGAAGCGAGGUCAGAAGGAUUUUGAACCCCUUGUUUGUGACGAUGAGAGUCAAGAUUUGUCUGCUUAUGAUAGUGAUGCAUUGAAUGCUUCGCGAAAUAUGAUGUUUUCCGCAUUAUCGAAAAGCAGAGGUACUAUUGUCACACUCGAUAACAUGAAUAGAAGCACAAUUUAUAUUAACAUUCGGAACACAAAUGAUAUUUUUAUGCCUAAAGCAAGAGGAAAGUUUUUAGAAUCUAUGGGUCACAUAGAUAGAAGAAUUGUUUGUCAUUUUAACUAUGAGGAAGCGUUAUAUCUAGUCGAGAGAGGCACGUGUUUGGCCAGACUUUUCGAUAUUGAUGAAGAAAAGAAUGCAAAGUAUCAAAGAAUGUUGCCACUUACAUUGGAAGCUGUUUAUUCAUUACUUAUUCAUGAUCAAGAACAGUUAGAUCGAUAUCUUGUUUAUUCAAUAUUGAAAAGAAACGGGUAUAUUGUACGCAGACAUGACGAGUUCGACCAUGCUAUAUCAUCCAAAUCUUUGUAUAAUAAUCAGAAGGUUAUCAAAGAUUAUAAUAUUUCCAAUCAAAAGAAAAUCACACGCAAAGCAAUACAGCCGCAUCCCAUCCUUAACCUUUCUUUAUGGACUAACUUAUUGGUAUCUUUUAGUAAUUGGAUCGGAAUACCUCUUCCAGUUAAAUUUCUGGGUUCCUACUUCAAUUUUUUUACCUACCUCUCAUGGAAGUUGAGGGGUCUACGGGACCAUAAUAAUACAGUUCAUCGAAUGAAAAAAGCACAUGUUCAUAAUUAUUAUAUUUCAUUCAAUGUAUGGAAACCCAUGGUCAAUUUCAAAAAAAAGAGCCCUCCUCUUCCCGAUUUCCAAAUUGUGGUUGUCAAAGCUUGGGCUGAAUUUCCAAGGUACCAAGAUAUUAAGCAUUUAAUCAAGAGAUCUGGAAUUAAUCCAGAGAAUUUUCAUAGACGAAUCAAUCAUCACACACAAAAAAUAUCGCAUAUCAGUUCAGAAUGGGACUAUUCUCGGGGUAUUAAUAUUCAUAAUUUGAAGUAUAACGAGCAAAGUAUAACAUUCGCAAUUGUGGAUAAUGGUAUUGUAAAUUUUGCUAACCUUUCUGAUUGCUGCUUUGCUCAGGAAGGUGCAUGCUGGAGAGAUUAUUGGUCAUUCCCUAGAAAGAGAAGAGGGAAGGGGAGGAGAAAAAAGAGUGAUAAAAUGAAAAGCAAGACGACUAGAAAGAUAGCCCCGGCAAAACAAUAA